This is a messenger RNA of Pestalotiopsis fici W106-1, 3612 nucleotides long. RefSeq lists its product as uncharacterized. Gene Ontology annotation, cellular component: trans-Golgi network transport vesicle; trans-Golgi network; endosome. Lineage: Eukaryota; Fungi; Ascomycota; Sordariomycetes; Amphisphaeriales; Sporocadaceae. The record is from RefSeq and is a predicted model, not a curated record. The coding region runs from base 1 to 3612 and encodes 1203 amino acids. The transcript has 2 exons.
AUGUUUGGCAGCGUCUUCCUUAACACCUCUGCCGUUGCAGACCAAACCAAGGCUGAGGCGGCAGCAAAGGUAAAAGCUGAGGCGGAGGCAAAGGCCAAGGCUGAUGGGGAAGCAAAGGCCAAAGCGAAAGCUGAGAAGGAAGACAAAAUCAAAACUGAGAAGGAAGCCAAAGCCAAAGCCAAAGCUGAGAAGAAAGCAAAGGUCAAAGCUGAUGCUGAAGAAAAGAAGAGGGGGAAGUCUAAAGCUCAACAAAAGGCGGAGGCUGCGCAAAAGGCCGCUGAGGAGCAGCUCGAACGAGAAAAGGUGCUUUUCGAACUGGAGAAGGCGCUGUUCAAACAGGCACAAGAAGUUGCAGCAAAGAGGGCUAAGGAAUUGGAGGAAGAAUGGGAGGAACUAGAAGGUGGUCUGGAGGAAGCCGAGGAGAAGAUCCACCAUCUUGAAAAUAUCCCAUGGCACCGGGUAAGAGCCCAGCAAAAGAAGGCCGCCAAGGAACGCGCGCAGGCCCGCAAAGAGGCAAAGGCUGCGCAAGAGCGCCAAAACCGUAUUGAUCGCGGGUUGCCUGUACCGCCAUUGCCAACGGCAGAGGAAAUAGAAGCCCAAAAGGCGGCAAAGGCGGCCCUUUCCGAAAAGCUCAAGGGUCGUACCAAGCGUACUGCCGUUGAGCAACUGCUCGGAACUGGAGGUCUGCAGGCCUACAAUGAGGAGACCAUGACGAAUCAGGCCGGCCAGCCCAUACCCAACGACUACGAUUGGACCUGGAGACAGAAACAGUUCCGUGAAGAAGAGCGAGCAACAGACCGUAUUGAUCGCAUGAUCGGUCGCAUGGUCGACGAGGACGACGACAAGAUACAAGAACAGUUGAAGCUGGACCGCAAGAGAUACGCUGCAGAACAAAAGAAAUAUCUCCUCCGCACCGGCGGCAAAGCUCGUCCUUCUGCCAAGAAUGCAUUCGCCAAGAGUACGCACGUCAUUGGAUCUGGCAAGCCGAACAGCUCGGGCAAGAGAACACGAUUCGCUGACAAGGUGGUUGUCAAUGAAUUCUCCAAGUCCGCCCCCGUGACCUAUCGCCAGCGUCGUUCCAACACUCGGGCAUUGGCUUCGGACAUUGCCCUCUUCUUGGACAAUGAAGACGAUCCUGCUGGUCUGUUUCGCGGUCUUUCGGGUUACUUUGACGAUGAAGUCAUUGACACGGAUGAGAUCAUUGACUUGGUCGUAGACGAGAUACCCGAAGAUGGAGCUUCUGGGGAUUCCAAUGAUGGCUUAGAUGACAUGGCCGUCAUACGCCCUGUGGAUUUCUUGAACGAAGAAGAGCUUGAAGACGAUUCAACUGAUGAAGAAUUUGACGGGGACUAUGAUUUGACGGAGGCUCUCGAUCCGGUAGAUGCAGCUACACUCGAUGAUUACUAUGCAAUCGAGUGGCUCAACAAUAUCCUGGAAGACGCUGUCGAUGACAUAUUUUUGAAGGCAUCAGACCGGGUCGACCCGAGUGGCACUGCAGACGGAAUCGAAUUCGACCUCCUUCGUAAGCAAGUCAUCCAUGAAAUCCAGCAGGAGUUUGCCACAAGACUAUGGUUAGAGGAUGACGCGGUCAGCACAAAGCCGCACUCGAUCGAUCUGGUACCAUUUGUGAAGGAGUUUGGCCCGUCCUUUGGAAAAGUACUGGAAUCUGCUACUAGGAAGUCGGCUGUCAUGUUUGCCAAGAUGGCUACAGCUCGUUCUGGAGCUCGUAAGCGGUUAAGAAAAAACCUAGACAAAAUCGGCCGCCGCCCAGGUGUGGAUGUGUCGGGGCGACUUGACUUGUUCAAUGAUAAUGACGCAGCUGAUUCCAGCGGAUCAGAGACGGAGCCCGAGUCACCUACUGGAAGUGUUUCCAGCUCGAGCGAGUCGUCUUCAUCCGACUCUUCCUCCGAGGCACCCGACCCCAAGGACCAGGAAAGUCUUCUCGAGGCCACGCUGAAAGCCAUUCAAACUGCCCUCAACAAUGGCGGGGAUGACGAGGAUGAGCCAUUUGAUGAAGAUGCCCUGCGCAAGGCUUAUGGUCCGGAUUGGCGACGCCGCUUUACGGACACCUUUCGCGAAAGUAUUGGCCAAAAAGGGGCUAAGAAGACCAAAGGAUCCAAGGGCAGCAAGAGCACCAAGGGGACCAAGAAAGAAAAGUCAUCAGGAAAAGGUGGGGCCCAGAAGACAACCAAGGUUGAGUCUGAUGAGGAAAGUGAUGAAAAUGAAGCUUCUAGUGAGGAAUCUAGCGUAGAAGAUUCCAGCGAGGAGGAGUCCAGUGAGGAAGAGUCCAGCGAGGAAGAGGAGAAAAAGUCCAAGACAGGGAAAUCAACAAAAAAGGGCACGCCGGGCCCGAAGAUGGCGACGAAGGAGGAGGAGAAGAGUGAUGAGGAUGAAUCCAGUGACGAGUCUAGUGAGGAAUCAAGUGAGGAGAAAUCCAGUGAAGGAGAGGAGGGAGAGGAAGAAGAAGAAGAAGAAGAGGAGGAGGAGGAGUCCAGCGAGGAGGAAUCCAGUGAAGAAGAGGAGGAGGAGGGGAAGGAGAAUAAUGGUUUCAGAAAUGUUCAACUGGUCCAAAAUCACGGUCUAAAGACAUCAAAUCGAAUACGGUCGGACGCGCCUGAUUUUCCAAGAGUCAGGCUUGGCAAAGACGGCGAGGCAGUCGGCACUGUGCAGGAAGAGAUGGAUAGAGACUCGGGUAAAGUCCUUGAAGACGCCGACCAAAAGGAGCGAGACUGGUCCACAGAGUACGCCAGAGCAACGCGUGACACCUAUGGUCACCAUGACUUGACUGGGGGGCUAUUGCAAGGUGACCGGAACUUUGAUUAUGACAAGCGCACAAACACAGCCCCGGACAGGUAUUGCGAGGAACCAACGAAAUAUAAUCCUCUGGAUAUCAAUUCCCAGGAUACACAUGUCAUAGGUCAUUCGGGGCCGCUAGAUCGCGAGCACUAUGACGACGACGAACUUGAGGAUAACAGUGAAGACGAACGGGAAGAGGACGUUUAUGAUGGUGCCGAAGUGUCAGAUGCACAAGAAACCGAUUCCAGCGAAGAGGACGAAGAGGAAGAGGAGGAUGAGGAUGAGGACGACGAAGAGGAAUCUGGCCAACCGGUGACGGCAAAACGAGCUCGUGUCUAUGAGCCUCCAGGGCACUAUACACUGGUAAAGAAGCGUAGGGUAUCCGUGAGCGACGUCAUAGACAACGCUGCGCGACUGUCGGCAGAAGUGGCUGCACUUGAAGCUUCCAUCUGGGAUCCUACGAUUCUGCCAAAAUACCGUCCGUCCAACAUUUCCCUGGUCGAGCUGGUGCACUGGCAUGUGCGGGUGUCGGAGGCCUUCAAGAAGCUCUCCUUUGGCGCCGACGACAGCGGCGGCUUCUGGACCCGAGAGCGAAAGAAGAUUCUGGACAUUGGUGCGGCACUCAGCUACCGAGAGGCUCUGGAGGGCGGCGGCGCAGGCGAGGACUUUAGCCAAGAGGUCGAGGAUACGGACAUGGAAGAUGAUCUCGAGAGUGCCGUGGCAGCACAACUCGAGGGGCAACAUGAAUACCGCCUCGGGACAGGUACGCAAAAUUCCCUGAGAUGGCGUGAUUUGAGAGGCAUUGGCCUCGAAUGA